This is a messenger RNA of Rubroshorea leprosula, 1906 nucleotides long. The record is from the annotation of a GenBank genome assembly. Lineage: Eukaryota; Viridiplantae; Streptophyta; Magnoliopsida; Malvales; Dipterocarpaceae.
AGCCUUCUUCACAAAAACAAAAAAUCAUCACGAAGCCACUAUUUUCCAGAAUCAAUUUCCUGCUUUCGUUAAAGCUUUCUGGUUCUAUUUGAUCCAUCAUGGCCUCUAAUGGCGCUUCUGUGGGUAUUAGGGAUACGACGGAAAACAGCUUGGAGAGGAUCAAACGGCAGUUGGCCUCAGGCUCUGGUCGGCAAUUGCUCCAGGGCCCACUUCUGAAGCGAUCUGAGACGCUGAGAAAGUGGAAUGAGCGUUGGGUCAUAUUAGACCCAACAACAGGGAAAAUGGAAUACAAGACUAGGAGGAAUGAGCCAGCUGUGAAGGGAACCAUUAUAUUUGAUGAAAAUAGCACCAUUACAAUAUCUCCUGUGAAUUUUCAUGGGCUUCCAAAGUAUGAUGGCUGUUGUUUCUACAUUGGUACCCCUCAGAAAAAGGAUUACUUCCUUUGUGCAGAGACUCCCGGUGCAGCUAGAGCUUGGGUAUCGACUUUACAUGCGACACAGCUGGUCCUAAAGGCCCAUAAAGAGGCUGUAAAUUCAUUAAGUGGGAAUGGUUCUGCAAAAUUAGGAACAGUUGCAGCAGUAGUUGCCGCCGCCAAUUCAACAGCCCAGGAAUGUUCUAAAGAAAUAGAAGCUGCAAUGCAGGUCUCUUUGAGAAAUGCAUUAGGAUUGAUGACAAAUAGACCUACUGCCAAUGAUGGUCCAAUGGAUGAUCUUACAAUCAUGAAGGAAACUCUGAGAGUCAAGGAUGAGGAAUUGCAGAAUUUGGCUCGAGAUCUUCGUGCUCGGGAUUCAACAAUAAGAGAGAUAGCAGAUAAACUAUCUGAGACUGCUGAAGCUGCUGAGGCUGCAGCAGCUGCAGCUCAUACAAUGGAUGAACAGAGGAGAAUUGCUUGUGGGGAAAUUGAGCGCAUGAGAAAAGAUGCAGGGAAACAGCAUGAGACAUUCAUGUUAAAGCUGAGAGAGUCUGAACAGAAGGUCAUGGCCCUUAGUCAAGAAAAGGACCAACUGAUCAAGCAGAGAGACUCUGCCAUUCAGGAGGCACAUAUGUGGCGUAAUGAGCUUGCAAAAGCUCGAGAGCGUGUUGUGAUCUUAGAGGCAGCUGUUGUCAGAGCUGAUGAGAAGGUCAGGGUUGCAGAAGCAGAUGCUGAAGCUAAAAUAAAGGAUGCUGCACAGAAAGAAACAGCUGCUGUAAAGGAGAAUCAAGAACUUCGAGCAUAUGUGAACAUGUUGCAGGCACAUGUUCAAAGGCAACAGAUUGACACAAAGCAAGUUUUUGAGGAGAAGACUGAAUCCUCAAAUAUCAGAAACACUCUUCCCUUGACAAAGGAUGUAGACUUGUCAGAGAAUGUAGAUAAAGCUUGUCUCAGUGUUUCUAGAGCAGUCCCUGUACCUGGGGAGAGCGUAGUCCACAUGGCAGUGGAUCAAGUUAACAUCCAGCCAGUUGGAGAGGGUGAAUGGAGUGAUAUUCAGGCAACAGAAGCAAGAAUAGCAGACGUAAGAGAAAUAGCCCCAGAGACAGAAGGAAGCAGCCUCGAUAUUCCUGUUGUCAACCCUGCGGAUAAUAACCACCACGAGCAAGGAUUAAACCCUGGUCAUCAACCUUAAUAUUAAACAGUAAAUAUAUUCAUGUCAUUUCGCAAAAUGCAUUGACAGUGCCAGUUACACGAGAAAUGCUUUCUUCAAUUGUAACGUUUUCAUCCCGUACAAUUCCAUAUUUGAGCUCGUAAAAAUUAGACUAAUCGGAUGUAAUUAUCGUGGUAUGUCAUUGCUGCUUGUUACAAGAUGCUGACAUUUUUCUUUGUAAGUGCUUGGGAAAAGGAUCUACUAGCAUACAGUGCUCAAUUAUUCUGGUAAUUGAUCAUAAACUCUAGCGAGUUUAUUGUGAGAAAUAAAAGGAGAAAAUGAUA